Fusarium venenatum is the source of this 2727-nucleotide messenger RNA. NCBI's taxonomy places the organism in Eukaryota, Fungi, Ascomycota, Sordariomycetes, Hypocreales, Nectriaceae. The record is from RefSeq and is a predicted model, not a curated record.
AUGGAUUGGCACGACCCUGAUUGCCGCCGGAUAGAUCCAAUUCCAUUCGACGACAAACUCUGGACUUGCCAAGCUUGCGGCACAAUCGGUCCUCUCGAGUUUCCUAUCGAGGAACCUGUUGAGACAACCACUUCCUCUGCAAACCAUGAAGAAAGACAUCAAUAUGAAGCUAUUCGACCCUUGUCGUGGCCAUCAUGUGUCGGUUAUCUGACAGACGCACUUGACGAGCAUGUCGGAAGAGCUUUGCAACAAGUUCAAGUCAGCCAGGAUAUGGUGUGUUCAGGCAUCACUCACCAAGCGGCCACAGUGAGCGAUGCUUAUGGACGAGAAAUUCAACAAGUGGUAUAUCCCGAAUUGACCCAGCCUUCGCAUAUUAGGAUCUUGGAACUUCUGCCCGCGCCUCGAGAAAAGGCACUUGAAGGUCGAUUGUUGGUCGUUGAUGUGGACAAGCCGCCUUCUUAUGAAGCCCUUUCAUACACUUGGGCUGACGCCAACAGCGAUGCUUCUUUGUGCCAGAGGAUAUUCAUCGGGCGCGGCAACAGGGCUCUGCCGAUUACAUCAAGUUGUCACCAGGCUCUCCGUCAUCUACGCCAAGAGCUUGAAUCGAUCUUUGUCUGGGUUGACUCAGUUUGCAUUAAUCAGUCUGAUCUUGAGGAAAGAUCAUACCAAGUUGCUAUGAUGGACGAUGUCUUUUCUAGAGCAAACGUCGUUCAUGCAUACGUUGGAGAAGAUGAACUUGGCAACUCUCGGAGAGGAACCAAUGCUGUUUCUCUUCUUCAAAGUAUUGUUGAAUCAACAAUGCCACCCGGCAGUGAGUUGAGAGAUCGUGCACGGGUAACGCUAGGCCCUUUCUUUCAACGACCUUAUUUUUCUCGAUUAUGGGUUGUCCAGGAAGUCUUACUCGCUCGGUCUGUCAUUUUGCAUUGCGGUGGCCAGUCGACACCAAUUACAUGGGAUAUUGUCGUUAAAGCUCAGGCGCAUGGCGUGGAAAUCCCCUGGUGGAUGAAUCACAUCGGCAGAAUAGGGCCAUAUGUGAAGGGUGGGCUUGUUCAAGUUCUUGCCGCAACCGCAUUGUGCCAGAUGAGCGACUUGAGAGAUAAAAUCUUUGGUUUACUAGGACUAAUAGAUGUUCAAGAUGCAUCGAAUUUGGCAGCCGACUAUAAUCUCACUGUUCGCGAGGUAUACAUCGGAACUGCCGCAUAUCUCAUCCAGAAGAAAGGGCGACAUGAGAUACUGGAGCUCUCAGAAUCAUUGUCCAAUAUUACGCAACGCAACACUUAUGGUAUCCCCAGCUGGGUUCCCAUGUGGGACUUACAACAAAGACCAUACGUCGCAGCUGAUAUAUCACAAAGGUUAGGUGAUAUCCAAAUUGGUAUAGACGAAGCCGCAGCGAGGAUUCCGGCUCUAUCCCUACCUACCUGGCCCUCAUCACAGCCUCUUUGGAAUCGUUCAGCAAAAUCUAUUCGAAAAAACGUCCCUAUUUCAACCUGUGAAAUCGAAACAGACUCAAGCAUAGAAAGCAUCUACAAGGCCGUUGAUGCAGAAACAGGUUGCCUCAUAACAUCAGGAUAUGAGGUUGCAGAGCUGAAACGUGCAGAUUUCAUCAAACUAUCAAAAAACAACACAGUUGAUGAUGCCCACCGAGAAAUUCACUACAGAGUGGUUCGACAGGGCGAGGUAACUCUUGCUGUUAGUGGUCCGAUGUCAACGAUACGAAGCUAUCCACAGCGUGUCCUCGGAUCUAGUGAUUAUCUGGCCUUGGUGAGAAUAGUAGGUUGCAAAACUUUGUUUGUAUGCGAUAAAUACAUUCGAGACAAGGACGUCAUUACAUACCGGCUAGUCUACCCAUGCGUGGCCGCUGUUAUAUACUGGAUAGGGAAACGACAUACAUACAGUAAACACACCGACUUCGAUAGGGCGUGUAUCCUAGAAGCGACAUAUCCUUUGACCCUGGAUAUCAUUACGUUCCUUUACCAGUGGAGAUACCUGAUGCUGCCAAGGGAAGAAGGAUUAGCCACAUUCAACUCAGCCGAUUCGUUCUUGGUGAAAGAGCGUGAGAAGGCCACAAAUCUUUAUGUCAGAUACGCAGUUGUUGUUGAGAUCGAGUCGCCUUCUGUUUCAGAAGAUGAAAUCACUAUAUGGAGACUUCAGCUCGAGCAAGACCCAGAUUGGGCCAGCAAGCGCGAGUCAUCACUGGUGGACGACCUUUUCACAGAACUCUUGGAGCUUCAGAGCUUUUGGGAUGCGCAAAGGUUCAAAAAUUUGGCCCAUCUGGACUUGCAAACAGCCCAAGACGACUUGAACUAUUGUAACGGCGUUCUGGACACUUUUUCAACUACUGAUCGUUCUAACAAGCAACCAAAUAGACGAAAAGAAAAGCAGGGUAAAGUUGAGGCUGAGAUAAGUAGCUGGAAAGCAGCUUGGGGGCUUCUUUUCAAACGCUUCAAUGGACUGAUCUCUGCCGCUCUCAAACAAGAGGCGAACAUGUUUCCACAAACGGUUGAUGACAUCUUUGAGUUACCCGAGUCAUGGUUGGGUGCUUAUAAGAACAAGCAGGAGCUUGUGAGGUUACUCGAAGAUAGAUGGAUGCGUUGCACAAGAUUGCUGUCCUUUGUCAUUGAGUCUGCUCAAUGCUUUGAAGAGGCGAAGCAGGUGAUGGAGGGACGACAAGAGAUACUGGGCAUGUUUGGGAUUGGAAGAGAAGACGGGAAAAUUGUAAUCGAGUGA